Messenger RNA from Racocetra persica, 469 nucleotides. Lineage: Eukaryota; Fungi; Glomeromycota; Glomeromycetes; Diversisporales; Gigasporaceae. The record is from the annotation of a GenBank genome assembly.
GCCACAUACCCCACCUCGUCAGAUUCAUUCUACAUCUAAAAAUCAAGAAUUACUAGCAAGAUUAAGACAAGAAAAGCAGCGAACGAGAUCCACGUACGAACCAAUCUGUUCAAACAUAAUCGAUACAACAAACAAGCUUUUAAUGGAUAGAUUGAAAAUCAAAUGCGAUUAUAUAUGGGAUCCUGUCACUAACGAUGCUACAAAAUAUAUUGAUGAAUUAAUCGAUAGCUCUGAUACUCGCAAUGAGUUUCGUAGCAAACUUCAACUUCCAUUUGUUCCAUCAAAUGAAAUAUAUUCAUUUAAAAAACAUUAUGAAAUGCAUUGGGUCCAUCGUUUUGCUGACAAACUAUCAUUGUUUUUUGAAGCUCCACGAAAUCCGCUCUUGGAUAAAAACUCCGAGGGUUGGUUGAAUUGUCACAUCUUGACUUCAUUGAUUGAUGAUUGCUUUUUGACAUGUGAAGAAAUUCAA